GGCGACCCGGCCCUCUCGGCCCACUGGUUCUUGUGGCUGCGGCCCCUCUGAUGGACCCGCCUCAGGGCGGUGUGAUCUUUGAGGAUGUGGCCAUUGACUUCUCCCAGGAGGAGUGGGGGCUCCUCGAUGAGACACAAAGGACCCUCUACCAAGAUGUGAUGCUGGAGAACUUUGCCAUUAUAGCUUCCCUAGGAAUGGAGGCACGGCUCCUCUAUCGUCUCCGGGUGGGUCCGCCCAUAUGUAGAUACGCCCACCUACGAGGACAGGGCGUGAAGACUGUUACCCAUGCUACACCAGGC
Molecule: messenger RNA, 299 nt
Organism: Echinops telfairi (small Madagascar hedgehog)
Lineage: Eukaryota; Metazoa; Chordata; Mammalia; Afrosoricida; Tenrecidae
Product: zinc finger protein 547-like
Exons: 3
Biological process (GO): regulation of DNA-templated transcription
Source: RefSeq, a predicted model, not a curated record